AUGCAAAUCAAAUGGGAUAACAAAGGCGCAGCAGCAUUAACAAAAGCGGUCCCACAUACCACACGUACCUUGUGUUGGCCCCGCUAUUAUAUCAUUGAUUUUGGGUACUCCCGUCGCUACGAUCCGAAUGAACUUCCAUCCGAUGUCAUCCUGGCCGCAAGCGACAGGUCUGCGCCAGAGCUUAACAGACUCCAUGCCGACCCGUCCGCCAGAUUGAAUCCGUUCUCUUUCGAUGAGUUCCAUCCGCCUCUGCAAUUUCUUCUUCCCCUUGUGAAUGAUAUGACUCAGGACGAGCCUUCGUUGCGACCUACGAUCAGCGAGGCUGUCGCGCGUUUCGCAAGGCUCUGCAAUUCACUGACUACAUCUCAGCUGCGCGCCUCUCCGAGAGGCGGCUCUGCUGGGUUUAGUCACCGCUGUCGACGGCUUAUGUAUACUGUGACUGGUGUACCUCCUCUACCUGCGAGGGAGUUCUCGGAGCCUGUCACUGUCAUUGAUUCAUGCCUUCGGUCCUUCUAUACGCUUACUCCUGGACAUGUCGGCGUCAUGGAUCUUGUACUAAACAGGGUACGUGAUUAUCCCAGCCGUACUCUUCUUCACAUUAUCUCAGCGCUGUUGAUGGGAUCAAUUCGUAUGAUCGAAGUGGCAUGGUAUACACGAGUUAAUCACCUCGGGCAAGUGACAGCUUACACUGUAACGAUAUAUCCAUAA
Guyanagaster necrorhizus is the source of this 708-nucleotide messenger RNA. RefSeq lists its product as uncharacterized. The coding region runs from base 1 to 708 and encodes 235 amino acids. The transcript has 4 exons. The record is from RefSeq and is a predicted model, not a curated record. Lineage: Eukaryota; Fungi; Basidiomycota; Agaricomycetes; Agaricales; Physalacriaceae.